This is a messenger RNA of Gadus chalcogrammus (walleye pollock), 737 nucleotides long. RefSeq names its product ATPase H+ transporting V0 subunit cb (gene atp6v0cb). Bases 177 to 641 code for a protein of 154 amino acids. The record is from RefSeq and is a predicted model, not a curated record. Gene Ontology annotation, molecular function: proton-transporting ATPase activity, rotational mechanism. Gene Ontology annotation, cellular component: proton-transporting V-type ATPase, V0 domain. Gene Ontology annotation, biological process: proton transmembrane transport. The transcript is spliced from 3 exons. Lineage: Eukaryota; Metazoa; Chordata; Actinopteri; Gadiformes; Gadidae.
AGAAGCGUCGUGACUCGUCCUUACUCUGCAGUCUGCGGUCUCUCCACACCACUCAAUCCUGGACCUAUCCACAUCCACAGCUGUCACCGUCCACAGUCAUCCGUUUAAGGAUAUAUAGUGAUUAUAAAGCAUCGUUUUUUUAUCCACUAGUUUUUUUUAUAUUAAUCUUAGAAACCAUGUCAUCCAACGGCAACCCCGAGUACUCUGCGUUCUUCGCGGUGAUGGGAGCCUCGUCCGCGAUGGUCUUCAGCGCCCUGGGCGCGGCCUACGGCACGGCCAAGAGCGGCACGGGCAUCGCAGCCAUGUCAGUGAUGCGUCCGGAGCUGAUCAUGAAGUCCAUCAUCCCCGUGGUCAUGGCGGGGAUCAUCGCCAUCUACGGCCUGGUUGUGGCCGUGCUCAUCGCCAACAGCAUCACAGAAGGCAUCAGCCUGUACAAGAGUUUCCUCCACCUCGGAGCGGGGCUGAGCGUGGGUCUCAGCGGCCUGGCGGCAGGCUUUGCCAUUGGCAUCGUGGGGGACGCCGGGGUCCGAGGCACGGCCCAGCAGCCCCGGCUCUUCGUAGGGAUGAUCCUGAUCUUGAUCUUCGCUGAGGUCCUGGGUCUCUACGGCCUCAUCGUUGCCCUCAUCCUGUCCACCAAAUAAACGGCCUCUCGUCCGCCCGUAAGGGGCCGCUGGAGGAAGGAAAACAAAAAAAAUACAACGGGAAAAUAUUGUAAAAAUUUCUAACAUGAAGAAAAA